Entrophospora sp. SA101 is the source of this 708-nucleotide messenger RNA. NCBI's taxonomy places the organism in Eukaryota, Fungi, Glomeromycota, Glomeromycetes, Entrophosporales, Entrophosporaceae. The record is from the annotation of a GenBank genome assembly.
AUGUCACCAUCUCGGAGAAAACCAUCUAUAACAUCUUCUUCAUCAGAAACAUCAAUAUCAGAAGAAACCAGAUCGAUUGAAUCGGAUCAAAAUUCUAAAAAAUUUGAUUCAACCAAUACAACAUAUUCCACAACCACGAUUGAUACAACAGCUGCAAAACUUUCGCUUACGUGUAAUUUUGGUGAUUUACCCGCAUGGCUACAAGAUAACAAAGACAUUCUAAGAGGAUAUCGUAGACCAACACUUUCUUAUAUAAAAUGUGCAAAGUCACUAUUUUAUCUUCAUAAUGAAAGUGGUUUCUCUUCGACUUUCCAUGCUCUAUGUUGCCAUUCUGAAAGAGUUUGUGCUAAUUGGAAUAGAUGUGAUUAUGUUGGAAUUGUCACACUAAUCGUAGGGUCAUUUUAUCCAAUGAUUUAUUAUGGAUUUUAUUGUAAUGGUUUAUUACAAAUCAUUUAUCUUACAUCAAUUUCAAUAUUUGGCGCUGCAACUAUUUCAGUCGCAGUUGCCAGCAAAUUUAGAUCACCUGAAUUUAGAUGGUUUCGUACAGGAAUGUUUUUAUCAAUGGGUUUAAGCGCCAUAGUUCCUUUGGCUCAUGCUUUGAUAUUGUAUGGGCCUGGACUUUGCUUUGAUGUAAUAUCUUUAAAAUGGUUACUAUUAAUGGGCGCAUUAUAUGUUGUUGGUGCUUUAAUUUAUGGUGCAAGUGCCUGA